Messenger RNA from Esox lucius (northern pike), 4568 nucleotides. It is a transcript of the gene pld1a, whose product is annotated as phospholipase D1a. NCBI's taxonomy places the organism in Eukaryota, Metazoa, Chordata, Actinopteri, Esociformes, Esocidae. The coding region runs from base 202 to 3390 and encodes 1062 amino acids. Gene Ontology annotation, biological process: cell motility; intracellular signal transduction; phosphatidic acid biosynthetic process. The record is from RefSeq and is a predicted model, not a curated record. The transcript has 27 exons. Gene Ontology annotation, molecular function: phosphatidylinositol binding; D-type glycerophospholipase activity.
CUACACUUAUUCAUAGUACAUACACCGUUGUUCGCAAGAAGAGCAGUACACUGAGUCUGUCAAAUGUGUACAGAGUGUUUGGUGUGUGUAUAGCCUACUGAGUUGUCUAGAAGGACUGGCCAAAAUGAAAGUCCAAAUUAGGACAGCAAGUCCACAUGAGCAGGCUGAGGUGUGCCCUGCCCCCAAGGUGAAGUGCUAACCAUGCUGGGUGAAGCCCCCCCUACCACCAGUAGUCUCAACCUAAUGGCUUCUGACUCCUCCAACAUCGCUGUAGAGCCCAGUGACAUCGCGGACGGCCUUGGCAUCAGCAGGAAAAUGUCUGACGUGGUUGAGAGUCUGGACACCAGGGAGCUGGAUAUAGGAGACGGAGAAGACCCCGACUGUGACCCCACCACCCUGGGGGAAAGCCAUAUAGGUUUCAGUGCUGUUUAUAACACAGUGAGUUUUAAGGAGUCUGAAGCCAGGGUCUAUCUCUCCACGAUCCCCAUUACCGCUAGGAUUCUGGAGGUGGAGAGAUUCAAUACAGCCCAGGACCGGUUCAACAUCACUGCGCAGAGGAGCGUCAACAAGAGUCUUCCUGCUGUGUUUAAGAUUGAGCUAAGACAUGGAGAGUUCACUUGGGUGGUCAAGAGAAAGGAGAAACAUUUCAUGGAGCUCCACAGAGAACUGCUCCGCUACAAGAUGUUCAUGAUGGUGCCGCUACCCUCGCGCAGCCACACAACAAGAAGAAAAACAAUGAAAAACAGUGAAGCCAGAAAGAUGCCCGAGCUUCCCCGUGGUGGGGGUGAGUUGGUACGGGACGAACAGAUCUCCAGCAGGAGGAGACAGUUGGAAGAUUAUCUGAACAAGUUGUUGAGGAUGGCCAUGUACAGGAAAUACCACCACACUAUGGAGUUCAUAGAUGUCAGCCAGAUGUCCUUCAUCCAUGACCUGGGACCUAAAGGACUGGAAGGAAUGAUACACAAGCGGUCUGGAGGUCAUCGUAUCCCGGGCUUGAACUGCUGUGGUCACAGUGAAGCCUGCUACCGCUGGUCGAAACGCUGGUUAGUAGUGAAGGAUUCGUUCCUUCUCUACAUGAAACCAGACACAGGAGCCAUUUCCUUUGUUCUCCUGUUGGACAAAGAGUUCAGCAUCAAAAUGGAUUCCAAAGACACGGAGACCAAACAUGGAGUACGCAUCGAUAGCGUUUCCAGGACACUUGUACUGAAGUUAAACAGCUACAGACAUGCUCGCUGGUGGGGUCAGGCUAUAGAAAACUUUGUCCGUACGCACGGGAAAGCGUUCCUUCGAGACCAUCGAUUCGAUUCCUUUGCUCAGGAGGAGGAUAACAUCCCUGCCAAAUGGUACGUGAAUGGAAAGAACUACAUGGAAGAUGUGGCUGAUGCCCUGGAGGAGGCCAAAGAAGAGAUCUUCAUCACUGACUGGUGGUUGAGUCCAGAGAUUUUCCUGAAGAGGCCAGUGGUGGAGGGAAAUAAGUGGAGACUGGACUGCAUCCUCAGACGCAAAGCACAACAGGGGGUGCGUAUCUUUGUGAUGCUGUACAAGGAGGUGGAGCUAGCUCUAGGCAUUAACAGUGAAUACAGCAAGAGAACACUGAUGCACCUACACCCUAACAUUAAGGUGAUGCGUCACCCGGACCACGUGUCCUCGUCUGUAUACCUGUGGGCGCAUCACGAAAAGGUCAUUGUCAUCGACCAAUCAGUGGCCUUUGUUGGUGGGAUUGACCUGGCGUACGGUCGCUGGGAUGACCGAGAGCAUCGACUGACAGACGUGGGAAGUGUGACGCGUUCCGUAACCCUACAGAUGGAACAGAGCUCCGACCACCAACCCUCCACUAGGGGCGUAUCCUCUCUGGGGGCAGCUGCCAAUAGCAACGGAGGCAACCAAUCAUUGCCUGGCGACCCAUUGGUGGAUCUACCACGGCUGAAGGGGAUUGGUCGAACCAGGAGGAUGCAUUUCUCCCUGGUCAAACACAUCCAUAAACACACUCUGCAGCAUGCAGACAGUAUCAGCUCCAUCGACAGUGUCGGCAACAGUUCAGUACAGAGCCUCCAGACAGGUGUUGGAGAGCUGUUGGGUAACACCAGGUUUUGGCAUGGUAAAGACUACUGCAACUUUGUCUACAAGGACUGGAUCCAGCUGGAGAAACCAUUUGAUGACUUCAUUGACAGGUACACCACUCCCAGGAUGCCCUGGCAUGACAUCUCCUCUGUGGUCCAUGGGAAGGCUGCCAGGGACGUGGCCAGGCACUUCAUACAGCGCUGGAACUUCUGUAAGAUAAUGAAGCCUAAGUAUCGUUCACUAUCCUACCCGUACCUCCUGCCAAAGUCCCACAGCACAGCCGGGGAACUGAGGUACCAGGUGCCUGACUGUAUUUCCACUAAAGCACAGGUGUUGCGGUCAGCCGCUGACUGGUCAGCAGGUAUUAAACACCAUGAGAAGUCCAUCCACAAUGCCUACAUUCAGACCAUCGCCAAGAGCAAACACUACAUCUACAUAGAGAACCAGUUUUUCAUCAGUUGUGCUGACAACAGGACAGUACAUAACAAGAUUGGUGACGCAAUCAUCGAGAGAAUCCUCAGAGCUCACAAGGAAGGGAAUAAAUUCCGUGUGUACGUGGUGACUCCACUACUUCCUGGAUUUGAAGGUGACAUCACAACAGGAGGAGGAAAUGCCCUCCAGGCUGUCAUGCACUUUAAUUAUAGGACCAUGAGCAGAGGAGAAUACUCCAUCAUCUCUCAGCUGAAGAAGGAAAUGGAUGAGCUCCAGUGGAUGAAUUACAUCUCGUUCUGUGGUCUGAGGACCCACGCUGAACUCGAAGGACGCCUGGUCACAGAGCUCAUCUACGUCCACAGCAAGAUGCUCAUUGUAGACGACAACAUCGUCAUCAUAGGUUCGGCCAACAUAAACGACCGCAGCAUGUUGGGGAAGCGCGACAGCGAGGUGGCGGUGAUCAUUGAAGACUCUGAGACUUCCACUGCGGUGAUGGAUGGUCAAGAGUACCAGGCUGGAUGUUUCGCCAGGACACUACGUCUAGAGUGCUUUAGGACUAUCCUCGGAGCUCAUACGGACUUGACCAUAGAUGUGUCUGAUCCUGUCUCGGACCGCUUCUAUAAGGAAGUCUGGAUGACCACCGCGGCACGGAACGCCACCAUUUACGAGAAGGUGUUCCGGUGCCUACCGUCCUCCCUGGUUCGUAACAUGGCUGAGUUAGAGAGUUACCAAACCACAGCAGGCUUGGCCCAGUCUGACCCAGAUAAAGCUAGGGAGGAGCUCAAAAGGAUCAGAGGCUUCCUGGUUCAAUUCCCUCUGGACUUUCUAUCAGAACAGAACCUAAUGCCUUCUGUUGGGACCAAGGAAGGCAUGGUACCUACUGAAAUCUGGACAUAGAAGGCUAGGCACUCCAGGGGUUACCAAUAGGUUGUUUGGCAAUGACUUGCACCCAUUAAUGAGUAGCUUGCCAGAAAACUCUGAAGGUGCAUCCAAAUUCCAUGUUCUAACGCAAACUGCCAAUAUCAGACACUUCAGGCUACUACUUAAUCAACGCCUUUACAUUCUCAACACCAUUUAAGCCAUUACACUUUAGUCAAACCCAUUAUCAAAACUGCCAAGUUGACUUACCUGGAUGAAGUAAUAUAUCGUGAGAAGGUUUCUAGUAUAUACUUGCCCAAAAGGUUGGAGAGCUCUGAAAAGUCACAUACAAACACCUGCACUUAAAUGGUGGAUCUGAAGAAGUUUGGUCACCCAGCUGAUAGCUGACGAAUCAAACCACAAAGAUGCUAACUUGCUUGUCAUAUCCACAACUAAGCCAAUGAGAGCUAGCCAUGUGGACUGAUCAGGAAGUUAAGGUUUCUCACCUCUAUUUAGGAGGACAGAGCAAUACAGGAUGUUCUGAUAUAAAAACAUUAAAAAGAAAAAAAUGAUCCAUGAUACAACAGGAACAGUAUGGACCAUUUCAUAUUCAUAUUUGCAAAAUGUUUUACUAGACGGAACACAGAUGAAAAAUGUGUGAUGAAAAUGAGGACAUUAGUUCCACUAAAACUUAUUUUAGAAAUAUGUUUUCUCCUGUUUCCUGCUUGAACAUGACCCUGUACACUCACAUAGAUGGUUUACCAGUGUAUUACUGUGUGUUGUUAGCAUGUUGUUAUAUUGAUGUAUGCUGACACCAUUUUUACAGUUCCUAUAAAUAUACCUAUCUGCAGAAAAAGGUGUUGUCUUUAAAAAUUCAAAAUGUAAAUAUUUAUAACCUAAAUAUUGUACUGUAAAUUGUCUUUGUAAAAUGAGAGUUAUGAACUAAUCACAAAGUAAUUAUUGAAUGGAAAUAAUACCAUGAUAAACACUCAUUGAAUGUACAGUUCUUACAACUCACGUUUUUUUGCCUUGUAAGUAUAUAAACUGUUCUAUCAGGCCUUUUAAUUAUUUAUGAUACCUACUAUAGAUUUAAUGAAUCAUCAUGUCAUCUGACAGGAUAUUUCUACAUACAUUUUCUAUAUACAGUGAAUUUGACACAAUCCAAACAAAAUGUUUGUUUGGCUCUGUAUUUCAUCAUGUUGGAUUAAAAAUUAUUC